AAUCAUUUAAAAGGUGAUAUUCAUGAUCUACUCAUCCGGCUCUAUCCAACCAUGUAAUAAUAAAAGGAUUUUUUUUGUUUCUGCUCGAUUUUUGACUUUGGUGCACCUUACAUAAAUUAUUUUGUCAAAAUUUGCUGUGCUUUUGUCGUAAAAUUUCUCAUUCUAACUUUUACAACAUCAGUCAAUGUGCUGUUUAAGUUUUUUGAUGAAGAAAUUGAUCUUAUAAAUUUCCUAUAUUAUUCUAGAAAUUCUAGAAAAAUUCUGUUUUCUAAAUGGUCCCCUACGUACAUCUCACAGUUAGGUCGCUACGAAGCGUGCAAAGAACGCAAUUGAAGAAAGUAUAUGCAUUCAUUUACAGAAUUUUCAUUCCAUUUUGCUUCUGAAAAUUUUUUUAAAGUGUGAAUAUAGAUUGAGAUCUAGUAAUAAAAAAGACGUGUUUUGGACUUGUUUCCAAAAUAUGAAACAUAUACUUACAUGUACUGAACGAAACGGUUUACGCAUAAGAGAUAACAUUUAAAAUAUUAAUAGACAUUCAAUGAAAAUAAACUAUAAUCAUGCAUUUUAAAACAAUUAAUUCUAUUUAACGCUGAUUAGGCGCCAAUAUCAAAAUCAAGCUCGCUCGUGAUACGAAUCAUAUUAAUUAGCACUGCAGUAUAUUUGAAAAUUGUUUAGAAAGAUUCAAUAUAAAUAUUUCUUUUAGCCAAGAUUAGGUGUUGGUGCUCCGAAUGAAUCAUUAUUAUUUGUCAUUGCUGCUUCUAUUUAUCUUUAUUCCCUAACUGAUUUUAUAAUUGUUUUAUUAUCAAUUAAUACAGUUCCCUGUCGAACAUGUCAAGGUGAAGGGAGUAAAUAUAAAUCUGGAUUAUAG
Molecule: messenger RNA, 865 nt
Organism: Rotaria socialis
Lineage: Eukaryota; Metazoa; Rotifera; Eurotatoria; Philodinida; Philodinidae
Source: the annotation of a GenBank genome assembly